This is a messenger RNA of Calliphora vicina (urban bluebottle blowfly), 4632 nucleotides long. RefSeq lists its product as uncharacterized. The record is from RefSeq and is a predicted model, not a curated record. Gene Ontology annotation, molecular function: DNA binding; beta-tubulin binding; microtubule binding. NCBI's taxonomy places the organism in Eukaryota, Metazoa, Arthropoda, Insecta, Diptera, Calliphoridae. Gene Ontology annotation, biological process: DNA transposition; DNA integration. Bases 1 to 4632 code for a protein of 1543 amino acids. The transcript has 16 exons.
AUGGCGUUAAGAAAUAUAUAUUUUUUUUUAAAUAUUUUGUUUGCACAGCCUCCCAAAAAAAAAUUGUCCAAAAAGGAAAAGGCUCGUUUAGAGGCUGAGCAAGCGGAAAUGUUACGUUUGGAAAUGGAGCGAGAAAAACUGAAGAAACUCGAAGAAGCUCGACAACGUCGCAAAGUCGAACGGGAACAAGCCAAGCGACGCCUGCAGCUCGAGAUACAAGAAAACAAACAAAGACGGGCACAAUUGAAAAACAGUAUGGCGUUCUUUCAUCAAAUACGGGACAGCACAGAGGCCAUUAAAAUGUCAGCUAAAAAUCAAAAUGAUUGGGAAAAGUUUAUGCGUUGCAAUGGUCUGCCAAAUUCAAACAGUCCAAGUGAUUUGCGCAAAUACAUACAUCAAUGGCAAAUCGAUAUCGAGCGAAGGAAUCGUGAAUCACGCAAUUGGUUAUUGAAGACCAACGAAAGAACACUGCUGACACAAGACACAAAUGUACCGGAUUUAACUAAAGCCACGCUGCGCAAGCAGCAAGGCAAUCUGGGGGAUGUGUAUGCUCAAAGGGUUACGGAGAUAUUGGGGAUUCUAUUGGAGUUGGAUGAAGUUUUGGGGGACAAGCAAAAGCCUUCGCACACUCUAACCGAUUUAAGUAAACUAAAAACGGAAAUAAGAGUUUUGCUAAAAGACUAUUUGGAUGAUUUUACCCAUAAAAUAAUGUCACACAUUGAACGGGACAUGGAAAUUGACCGGUCUGGCGUUUCCAAGCAUAUUUAUGAAUCUGAGGUUUUUAAAAGUUUCAUUUGGACUUUUUCCAAAGAUGCUCAAAUCUCUUUGUGUGCAAAGCCACGCAUUGGAGACCAAAAUCUUCAUAAUGAAAUUGAUUUUCCUUUAAUUGAAAUGCAAAUCUCUUUGCCACCCACGGUCAGCCUCUAUAGUUCAGCAUUGAGGGGUUUAUGGUUAAAUUAUGACCAUUUCAGUGAUUAUUGUCCCAGUUUCAAGCUCAAAAAGCCACGACCAGAUUACAUCAACAUGCUAACACAAACGAAAAAGGAAUGGCGUAAGCGGAAGGAGAUUUUACAAAACAUGCUGGACGAAUGUUCUAAGGAAGUUCCAUUAACAGAAUUGGAACAAUUUGAACACGAACGUGAUUUGACUUCGCAACAAGCCCGUGAGAAAAGCCUUGAUGUGGAUAAAUUGUAUUUAGAGUAUGAGGAUGAAUUGAAUAAGUUGAGGAGAAGAGCCAUUGGUCCAGAGGGGUUUGGUUUAACGGAUACGGAUGUUAAUUUGAGAAAAUAUCGCAUAAUUGGCGGAGUUUAUGGCACAGAUUACUUGGAAACUCCUCAACAGGAUAAACAAUUAAACGCCAGAUCAUUUAUAAGAACAAUUUUUGCUCCCAACAAGUUGUUGCACAAAAAUUAUUAUCAGACCUUCAAACCGCCUCCACCUCCUCAACCUGGAGUCAGACGUUUACCCGAGGAAAUUGAAGCUGAAAUGCGCAUGGUGGAGGCAGCCUUAGACAAGUUGGCUUUGGUGACCGUGCAACUACCAGACAGCGUUAUUUGGUUUGAACCACCCAUUGCCUGUCGUUGGGAAACACAAAUUGAAACUCUGGAAUCCGAUCUGACUGAAGGUGUUAAACAGCCCAUUAGCUCCACCAGUGGCAAUACUACAGAUGCUACACCUUUGUCCACCACUACCAAUCUCAGUCCUUUGAAGAGCCUCUCACCACGUUUUCCAGCUUCCAAAUUGCGCAAGAAAAGUUCACAGAAAUCUAUUGCCAGCAAUUUACCAGUACGAGAAGUUAUUGAUUUUGACAUGUUUCAAAUGUCAAGUGACAUCGACAUUUAUGGUCUGCUUAAGGAUUUCAUAGUGCCGCGUUUGCCACAAGGAUUCUCCGUAAGCAUUGAUACCAGCCGCCUGAAACAGCUGCAACUAAGUAAGCGAAAGCUCAACAAAAACAAGCAAAACCCCCCGAAAGUAUUGUUUUUAGCACGACCUAAAAAUGUGUGCAUCACACCAACACCCACAAUUACCCCAGAGACACUUAAACAUGCACAACUGCCACCAAAAAUUAGAAGAGAUCUACAAACAUUACACAAAACACGUAUUACAGAGGAUUUCUUGGAUUUCGAUGAGCCCAAAGAGUUUUUUCCUUCCAUACAUUUUGAUAAAGUAUUGAAAAUAAAACCCCUGGAUAAGGCGAAUAAACAGCAAGAGUUUAAAUUGAAUUUGAAGACACGAAACAGCAAUGAUGUCCAGGAGAGUAUGGAAAAUAUGAAAUCGAUUAGUCGAGAUGACAGUAAAGGCAGUCUUGUGAGCAUGAAGAGUUCAAAAAGUUCUUCGAGUCAUGGAAGUACAUCGAGACGUUCAUCUGAAAUGAGUGACAGAAAGCAAGUUGCCAAGACAUAUAUGUUUUCUCAGCUAAUUGAGGACUUGGAUCGUUUGUGUGAAUUACAAACACCCGUGCAGCAGGAGGAGCUGCUACAACAGAUUUCAGAAAAUCUAAUGGGCAAAAACAACACAACAAUAAAUGGAAAAGACGUUAGUUGUGAUGAUGCAGAGGCAGCAGGCGAUGAAGGAGAAUCAAAAGCAGCAGCAGCAGAAGCAACAUCAACAUUGACGGAUGUAAUGCAACAACCCGCAGCACUUGUCUAUUAUUCGGGUAUAUCCUUUGUACGUGAUUCAGAGACAUUUAAAACUGGCGAAGAGGCAGACGAGGAUGAAGAGAAUGCUGAAGAAGAUGAUGAGGAGACAAGUACAGAUGAAGAGGAAUACGAUGACGAUGACUACGAAGACUACUUCUUAAAUGAAAACUUAGACAACGAAGCAGCAUUAACAUCCUAUCGCAGUGAAACCAGUGGUGGUACGAGUGGUGUCACUGCUGUUGCUGCUACCACAUCGUCUGGAAAGGAGGCUGGUAUACAUGAUUUUUUAAACAAACACAGUCAUAGCGAUACCAGCAGCACCGGUGAUGGGAUAAGUGAUAAGGGCAGAAGCGCGCCCAAUAAAAUUUUUAAUGCAACUGAUGAGCGCUACAUUGUCAGAAAAAUAAGGCAAAACCCGAAGCUCUCUGCUCCUAAACUGGCUACAGAAGUUAAAAAUGAGCUUAACAAAACAUGUAGUGCAGAAACUAUUCGACGCGUUCUUCGGAAACACGACUUUAAUGGUAGAGUAGCUCGAAAAAAACCAUUUAUUAAUAAGAAAAAUCAAGCAGCACGCCUCAAAUUCGCUAAAGAACAUAUUAAUAAGGACUCAAGCUUUUGGGAACCAGUUAUUUUUGCGGAUGAGUCCAAAUUUAAUAUCUUUGGCUCGGAUGGUCAAACUUAUGUCUGGCGUAAGCCCAAUACAGAACUGCAAAAUCAAAAUCUUAAACCUACAGUCAAACACGGUGGUGGUAGUGUCAUGGUCUGGGCUUGUAUGUCAUCAAGUGGGGUAGGAAACUUGCAGUUUAUUGAGACUACAAUGAACAAAGAUGUAUACCUGGACAUUUUAAAAGCCAAUUUACUGCAAAGUGCCGAAAAACUGGGUAUAAGGCAGCAGUUUCGGUUCUACCAGGAUAACGACCCGAAACAUAAAGCAGGUGUCGUUCAGUCAUGGCUUAUUUGGAACUGUCCCCACUUGAUGCAACCGCCAGCACAAUCACCUGAUCUAAAUGUAAUUGAAAAUUUAUGGGCAAUUUUAGAUCAAAACGUACGCCAACAUCAGAUCUCGAACAGGAAUGACCUUAUAGCAGCGCUGAAAGAGGAAUGGGCCAAAAUAACCCCCAAAACCACUAGCAAGUGUUCAAUUGUUGCUGUUAUUGCAGCAGAAGCUGGUGAUGAUGAUGAUGACGAUGAUGAGAAUGUUGAGGACGAUGUUGUAUUAGGUAAAUGGAGCACACGUGAUGUUCAUGACACAAAAUUCAAUGAAGAUAAACUAUCAAUUCAAUUUCGUACGGGACGUAUGGGAAUAUUUGGUUUUGCUUUGAAUCGAUACAGCAAUAUGCCAUAUCAAACCUGGGAAAUAAAACCCGAUUUAAAGUGUCCCGAAAACAUUCUAUUCAGUUUUACGGCAUCUUUAGUCAGUUUGGACAUCACCAUCACAUCGCAGGGUUUUUGUGUAAACAAUUUCCAAGGUGGCUCUACAGCCUCCAUCAAUGAAAUGAUUGGCAAAACCCUGUCGUUGGAUGCCAUUAAACAGAUUUUGAUUUCGUCAGCCGUCGAUAUAUUCCCCGAUGAGGAUGCAUUCUGCUAUACGGAGGGUUCAUGCGAAAAGAAUUACGUGAUGGAAAUGCAUCUGUAUGCCUGCAUGUCGACACUGUCAUUGUCACACAAUUUCAGUUGGUCACGAUGGAAUCUUUUGGCAGGCAGUCGCACCGCUGUGCUGUUAUUAAGGGAAUUGGUCGAUGGUAAAAAAGUGCCAAAUCAUUCCACUUUGUUGGUGACCCCUUUAAAAACGGCCAUUAUUGAAUGUACAGAAGUUUCGGCCAGUUUUAAUUCGCAAGGCAUUGCUGGCAUGGACUAUUAUGCCGAUUUGUAUCAACUGGCUCAAGUUCAUGCCCAGCCAAGCAGUUUGGAGAAACAACGCAACAUGAAUCCAGAGCUCAGAGAUAAUGUGGCUACGAUUUUAAUGGCCAUUAGACCUUUAAGUUUUUGCUAA